GCAAGUGCUUGUUUAAUUACUUCGAAUUUCGCUUUGUAUGCAGCUGGCUACCGUACACUGGGCUGAAUAUUAAUGUCGACAGUCUCAAGUACACCAAGAACAAAGACGGGCAUCAUCCCUGCAACACCAACGACAACUCGAGUAACAGGAUCCCAUGUUCUUCAAGCAUCUCCUCAUUACACGACAACCAGACGUCACUCUCUCUAUGGCACAGAGGACCGUGUCGUAAUCGAUCCAGGUUCACGCAUCUGGAAAGUUGGAUUCAGUGGCGAAGGCAAGCCAAGAGACGUGUUCUACGCCGACGCCAAAAAUUAUGGCUCGUUAUGGAGUUGGAAUCGAGCCACAGACCCAACAGAAAAGGCAGAGCAGGACAACAUGUUAGAAAUCAACUUGGAGAGAUGUAUGCGUUCUGUUUUUCACGAGUCACUUCUUGCAGAACCCAAGGCCAGAAAGGUAAUAUUGGUUGAGCACCCGUUAAUGCCGCUGUACAUCAAGGAUAUGUUGGCUCAUAUCCUCUUUAGUAACCUCCAGGUUCCCUCAAUAUCGUUUGCAUCAAGUCAUCUGUUGUCUCUAUUAUCUGUUGGCCGAAUAACAGGUCUCGUCCUGGAUUGUGGCCAUUUAGAAUCUACCGCAUUACCUAUAUUCGCAGCACGUCCUCUCUUUCCUCAACUCCGAACAACACCACUCGCAGGCUCUCGCUUUUCGUCACAUAUCCGUGCACUCCUUCUCUUAUUUGGCUCUUACCUCCCUCCACCAACUACACUCAGUGCGGCUGUCAACGUGCCCGCAGCCAAUCGCACCACUCGUGUGCCACAAGAGAUACUAACAGAUGCUGUCAUCGAGGACAUCAAGACACGCUGUUGCUUCGUAUCAGAUGCUUUAGAAUCUUCUUUCAGCGAUGUCCGCGCAUCCUCCCCAGCAGGUGACGAUCCCUCAGACCAUGAGCCUCCACCCUCAAGCGACCCUGCCAUGUCUGAGUCAGAGUUUUCACGGGGUUCCCUUGGUCAAGAGAGCGCAGCAGAGUCCGAGUUCUCGAUAAUCUCCCAUCUGACACACUCUACCUCCAGUGGGGAAGCAAGCAGUGAAAAGCAUAUACAGGUCCUUGCGAAUAUGUACAUGCGUCACUCCACUGCCACAAAUCUUCACAUGCGUGUCGUUCCCCCUGUAUCUCAGCAAACGGGUACCGGGCGUGGAACCCUCAUCAUCCCUGGCUGGGUCCGCGAACGCGCUGCCGAGGUGCUAUUUGAAGGAGGUGAUGUCGACGAAAGCAGUGUCGCGGAAGUAAUCUUGGAUGCUUUACUCAAGGUCCCACUUGAUCUUCGUAAAACUAUGGCAUCCUCUAUUCUAAUCACAGGGGGCACAGCCAUGCUUCCAGGCUUCAUCCCUCGUUUACACACGGAACUGCUGCGCGCUACUGCUCCGCUAAAUAUCUUAUCCACACGGUCUAGACCUACAUAUGAUCGAUAUGCUUCAUUGCGCCCGCUGGUACCGCACUUUGCUAUUCUCAACAACCCUACUCCGGUACCCUCAUCGAGUGCACGUGCCAAUGUGAACGCAGGGAAGGCACCAGCUUUCACACCUGCUACGAUGGCGUGGGUGGGUGGCUCCUUAGCGGGAGCACUAAAGACUGGUGGCGUCGAAGUCGCACGGGAGAAAUGGGACGAAUCAGAUCCAUCGCAAACCGAUCAGGAUGACGAUGUCAUUAUGGUUGUUCCUGCAUCCGAACGCAUUCCAAGAAAUGUCAUACCAGAUUGGACUAGAGGACUGCUGCCCGCAGGCGCACCUCCUGCCGUAGCACUGAAGCCUCUGCCUUCCCCGCAAGCUGUCGGUGCUUGAUUGUAAUAUUGUAUAAUUG
This is a messenger RNA of Suillus fuscotomentosus, 1855 nucleotides long. Its product is annotated as actin family. Gene Ontology annotation, biological process: microtubule-based movement. The transcript is spliced from 6 exons. The record is from RefSeq and is a predicted model, not a curated record. NCBI's taxonomy places the organism in Eukaryota, Fungi, Basidiomycota, Agaricomycetes, Boletales, Suillaceae. Bases 73 to 1836 code for a protein of 587 amino acids.